Messenger RNA from Podarcis lilfordi (Lilford's wall lizard), 12800 nucleotides. The record is from the annotation of a GenBank genome assembly. Lineage: Eukaryota; Metazoa; Chordata; Lepidosauria; Squamata; Lacertidae.
UGUUAAUAGAGCUUUAUUGCUGGGUUGCUUCUGACUAACAAGUUUCUUUAGUCGGCUCCAUGCAAGCAGCAUGGAUUUCUAAAGCCCCAUCUGUAGUUAGAGAUGCCCUGUUUCAUCUGUGAGAGAAGCCGGCACUCCUGGCGUCCUGCUUACCUUUUCUCUCUUGCAGGUGGCAGAAGGAUGCCGGCAAGACCUCCUGCUCCGCCUUUUCCUGGGGGCAGAAGGGAAGCAGCGGCUCUGGAACCAGAUCAGGUCAGGGGAAGCUGCCUUGUGGGGACAGAGGCCGAGGGAUGGAGCAAUGUCAUGGACUGGUUGGGCACAGAGGAAUGGUGGGAGGAAGCAGCCAGGGAACCAGGAAGGGAAAACGGCUGAGAGCCGAAGGAGUGGAGGUGGAGGAAGUAUGAGCGGUCAGAGGAAGAAGAGGGAGCAGUCUGGGAAGAGGAGGUGUCAGAAGCUGAAGGGGAAACAGGGCUUAGUGAGCUGGGAGACUCUGUGGCAGAAUGCAAUGCAGAAUCAGAGGCAGAAGAGGAAGGAGGCAAGUGGGAGAGGAAGGUCGAGAGGCUGAGGUGAGUCAGGAGAAGGAAGAGCCACCGGUGGCUCCCUCUCCUUUUGCCAGAAGCCACCCCCUGGGCUUGUCUCUCUGAGCCAGGAGAGCCCCUGCAAUGCAGGAAUCUCUGCUAGAUCAUCCAAGACAGAUGGCCAUCAAAAACAGGCUUAUUUUAUUUCUAGAUUGAUAACUGAAUGCAAAAAUUGUUUUCUAAGCAGUGGACAAAUGAGAACAAAUAGCGGCCUGGAUUCACCGAACCAGCCCCAUCGGCUGCAAAAUGGGGCCUGCCUCCUAUUCCUCCUAAUCUGGUGAACCAGGUCCUCCACAUGCAGCUGCUGGGUGACCUUGGGCUUAGUCACAUUUCUCCGAAGUCUUACAGCUCCACUCACCUCACAGAGUGUUUGUUAUGGGGGAGGAAGGGAAAGGAGAAUGUUAGCCGCUUUGAGACUCCUUAGGGUAGUGAUAAAGCGGGAUAUCAAAUCCAAACUACUCUACUCCCCCUCUCUAUGCCCCCAUGAACCCCUGGAAUUUGGCUCUAGGGCAUUGGGAGGCAACUCCCCAGAACAGCUCACGAGGAGAGGAGAAAGUGGAUCCUUCCAUUGGGGAAACUGGAAUGCUUGCCUAGGCAGAAUGACUUGAAUAAGACAAGGUGGAGUACAACCUAUUUGCACAAAAACGAAUACCCAUAAUUUAAACUUAGAAUAAAAUAAGCAUCCAUAAAUAAAAUGUGCAGCAAAGCAAUCCUGUUGAAACAACUCCCCUGCGUGAGUGCCUGAGGGCCCCGCUCCUGCCACUCACCACCUGGCCCAGGGCGGGGCCUGAAGCCUCAUAAGGACAGUUGUUGCUGCUGCUGCUCCUGCUGGCCAGGAGGACUCGGAGCGGCGCAAUGUUCUUUUUAAAAUUUUCUUUUUUCCCUUUUGAUUACUUUUUUUGUGGGGGGUGGGAUGGAUGUUUGAUUGGGUUCGGGAAUUUGUUUGAUUUUGAUGUGUUUGUAAUUUUUACAGUUUUACUUAUCCUGACCGGACACGGGUUAGAGCUCAACGUCAAGCCUACCAAGUGGCGGUAGCGACGGCAAAGAAGACUUUCUUCGCCGCCUCUAUUGCAUCUGCAGAAAACAACACCAGGAGACUUUUUCAGGGGGUUCGCAAUUUAGUGGAACCACCUGCUACAUUGGGGCCCAGUAUGGGCCACAUGAUCUCCUGCAAUGAUUUUGCAAAGUUUUUUGCAGAUAAAGUUGCUCAGAUUCAGGAAGAGGUAGACUCCACCGUGGGAACAGGGCCAGGGCGGGAGAGUGCUAGUGUCCUGUCUAGUCAAGUUGCGUGGGAUCAGUUCCAAUCUCUUACCUCCGAGGAUGUGGACAGGCUGCUUGGACGAGUGAAACCAACCACCUGUCUCCUUGAUUCUUGCCCAUUCUGGCUUAUAAAAGCUAGCCGGGAAGGGCUGGGAGAUGGGCUUCGUGGGGUCGUGAAUGCUUCUCUCUGUGAGGGAGCCUUCCCAGACCCGCUGAAAGAGGCGGUUAUCAAACCGCUUAUUAAAAAACCAUCUUUAGAUGCUGCCAAUAUGGCUAACUAUCGCCCAGUCUCAAAUCUUCCAUUCUUGGGCAAGGUGAUUGAGCGCGUGGUUGCUGAACAACUCCAGGCACGCCUGGAAGAAGUACACCAUUUGGAUCCCUUCCAGUCGGGAUUCAGGCCUCAUCAUGGGACUGAAACUGCCUUGGUCGCACUGGUGAAUGAUCUCUGGUGGGCUAGGGACAAAGCUGUUUCCUAGUUCUGCUGGAUCUCUCAGCGGCGUUUGAUACCAUCGACCAUAACAUCCUUCUGGACCGUCUUGAGGGGCUGGGAGCUGGGGGCACUGUCAUACAGUGGUUCCGCUCCUUCCUCCUGGGCCGUGUCCAAAAAGUGGUGGUGGGGGAUGAGUGUUCAGACCCCUGGGCUCCCACUUGUGGGGUGCCUCAGGGUUCCGUCCUCUCCCCCAUGCUUUUCAACAUCUACAUGCAGCCGCUGGGAGAGAUCAUCAGGGGGUUUGGGCUGGGUGUUCAUCAGUAUGCAGAUGAUACCCAGCUCUACCUCUUUUUCAAAUCGGAACCAGUGAAGGCGGUGAAAUUUCUGUGUGAGUGUCUAGAGGCGGUUGGAGGAUGGAUGGCGGCUAACAGAUUGAGGUUGAAUCCUGACAAGACAGAAGUACUAUUUUGGGGGGACAGGAGGCGUGGUGUGGGGGACUCCCUGGUCCUGAAUGGGGUAACUGUGCCCCUGAAGGACCAGGUGCGCAGCCUGGGAGUCAUUCUGGACUCGCAGCUGUCCAUAGAGGCACAGGUCAAUUGUGUGUCCAGGGCAGCUGUUUAUCAGCUCCAUCUGGUAUGCAGGCUGAGACCCUCCCUGCCCGCAGACUGUCUCUCCAGAGUGGUGCAUGCUCUGGUUAUCUCUUGCUUGGACUACUGCAAUGCGCUCUAUGUGGGGGUACCUUUGAAGGUGACCCGGAAACUACAACUAAUCAAAAAUGUGGCAGCUAGACUGGUGACUGGGAGUGGCCGCCUGUUGGUUUCUGCUUUCCUUCACUGUGCAGCAACUGCUGUCAUGAGACAGGUGUUUACAUUCCACAGUCUGUACUGUUGGAGUUUCUCACGGGAAAGGGAGACUGGAUGUGACGUACACUGGUUUCCUGUUUUUCACUCUGUGUGAUUCUCUCCAAGCUGUUGAGGAGAGAGGAUGCAUUUUCUGCUCCUGCAGAGGCAAGAUGUCUUUCUGUAAUAUACCAGCUUUGAACUGUAAAUAAAGCAAUAUAGAGUAUGUAACACAUUUUCCUCAUCCUUCCGCUGGGCACGACAGACUCUGCUUUAAAUCAACACCUGGUUAUGGGCCCAGACGUCGAAUCGGAGUGCCGGCAGAGGAUCGGAAUGCAGAGGGAGGACGGAUCGGAAAGGAAUCUGCUCUGCGCGUAGAAGUGAUUGAUGAGGUAUGUGCUACUGCUCCGGGCAGCCUGCCAGCUUCAAGUUAAUGGCUUUAUGGCUGGACUUUGAACUUUUAAAGCCGGUUUGCAGGGAAUAGGCAAAAGGCUCCCAGGCACAAGUCACUAUGCUGGGAAAUCGAAAGUAACUUUUAAGUGUGCCUUUGUAAUGAGGCAGCUGCAGCAGUGACGCAGCAAGAUUUAAAGCAGCAUAUGACGCUGAAGGCUAAUGCCAGAGUCAUGAUGGCCCUUCAGGAUGCUUGUGGGAUUCCUAAGCUCAACAAGAAAAAUUACAGCGACUGGGUUCAGUAUGCAGAGGCAAUUCUGCGGAAGAGGGUUUGUUUGAGGUGAUUACAGAAACCCCCAGUUCCAGUUACAGAUGCAUGGGAAGCUAAGGAUUCCAAAGCAAGGGAACUCUUACAUUGAUAGUAUCCCCAGAAGAGCUCUGUCUAUUGCGUGAUAAGACCUCAGCCAGAGAAAUUUGGGACGCUCUGAGAGAGGCUCACUUAAGGACAGAAGCUGGAUCCACUAUGUUUUAUUUUAACAAGCUGCAUAAUAUGGCUCUUGCUGAAGGUGGAGAUGUGCGUUUACAUCUGAUGGAGAUGCAAAAUCUGAGACAUGAGCUGCAACAGAGAGGACUCAACUUUCCAGAGGCUGUGUAUUCUUUCAUGAUACUACAAUCUUUGGGUUCAGGUUGGGAGUCUGUUGCAACCCAGAUUGCUGUGCAACCAACUGCUCAGCUGACAGUGGACUUUGUUACUGCCGUGAUUUUAAAUGAAGCAGAUCGCCGGGGUGCUAGCUGCAUGGGCAAGGAGAGUCUUCACAGACGUCAUCCCAUAGUGCAGUGGAACCACCAGAUGGCGCCAAAGCUUUGAAGGCAGUCAAAUGCUACUCGUGUGGACGUCUAGGCCAUAUGAAGAGGGAUGCAGACAUCCCAGGGCCAAGACAGAGCAGCGCAGCGAAAGCUCAUCGCGCGGAAAAGGCCGAGGCAAAGGCAAAGGUCCGGUGUCUAGGACAACGCAGCACAAGGCUAUGGUUUCACGCUUCACUCCAAAGGUUGCAGAGGUCCAGAAGACGUCUAGAUCUUUCUUCGUUGUUGAUUCAGCGGCCACCCACCACAUGUGCAACGAUAAGAAACUGUUUGUGUCUUUUACACCGCAGGAAGGUGCGAUUCACCAGGCGGAUGACCACACUAUUCCCAGUAAAGGCUACGGAACUGUUGUUCUUCACAGUUUGGACUUAUCGAUACAGAAUGUGCUUUACGUGCCAGACGCCAAACAUAAUCUGCUCAGCGUUGGACAGCUGAAUGAGCGGAACAUUGACGUUUCCUUCAAGAACAAGAAGUGCAUCAUCACAAAGAAAAAUGAUUAUGUAUUGCAUGCAGAAUAUGUUGAUCAUUUGUUUGUUUUGUAUUAUGAUGAUGUGGUGCAGGAUGACACUUGUUGCAUUGCAGGUUCUAACAAAAGUUUGCAUGCAGAAUGUAUUCACGAUUUUCAUCGCAAAUUUGGUCAUUUGCAUUUUGAGGCAGUAUCUAAAAUGCCUGCCUUGGUUGAAGGUAUGACUAUUAAACCCUGCAGGUACCACAUGAAGUGCAAAGCAUGCGCAGCAAACAAAGUGAAAAUGGCUGCGAAAGGUAAGGUGUCUAGUAGGAAAGCUACAGAACCAUACCAGGUUGUUCAUGCUGAUUUGGUUGGACCACUAUCGCCCUCUUUGGGUGGAAAUAGAUACUUCAUGGUUCUCAUUGAUGCAUUUUCUAGAUAUAUUUUUGUGUACAAUCUCAAGCAGAAAUCGGAGGCUUUUCCUAGGUUCAAGGAAUUCUGUGCUUGGUUGGAAAAUGUGCAUGGUAAGAAGAUAAAGACUCUUUUCAGUGAUCGCGGGGAAUUCACUUCUCAGCAGUUUGAAGCUUUUCUGACUGAGAAAGGAAUUCAACACGAUUUGUCUAGUCCUCGCUCGCCAUGGCAGAAUGGACUUGCGGAGCAGGCAAAUCAGACAUUGCUUCAAGGGUUAAAGACCUUGCUGCAUGAUGCCAAUCUUCCAGAGAGUUAUUGGGCCGAAUCUCUCUCGUGUUUUGUUUACAGUUACAAUCGCAGGUUAUCUUCAGCGAUUGGAUGUACCCCCUAUGAGAAGAUGUUUGGCAGAAGCCAUACAUCAAACACAUGAAGAUUUUGGUUCUGACAUGUGGGUUCACUCACCACAAAACUCCAAGUUAGACAAGCGUGGAUUGCAUGGUAUCUUUCUAGGUUAUCAGAAAGGGUCUUACAGAAUAAUGAUGACUGACUCUAAGACAAUUAAGCUCACGAGAAGUGUUGAGUACAAUGCAAAGUGGGGUGAGAAUGUGGGAAUUUUCCAAUGUUAUCCUGAUGACGGUGAUGAGACUGAGGAUAGUCAAAAGCAACCACAACAGCCCACACCCACUGAUGAAGGUUCUGAGUCUGAAUCUGAAACUGAAUCGGGUGAUUCAGAGGAUUUCAAGAGUGCGAAAGCCUCUAUGCGACCCUCUGAAAGCUCUGAUCAAGAAUUGGAGGAACCAUUGUUCACAAUAGGUCGUUUUUCUCCUAAGAAGGAAGAGGAGAGUGUUGAAGACUUAAGGCUAAUUCGUAGGUCACAGAGAGCCACAAAAGCCAAACCUCCAAAGAGAUUUGCUGAUGAGUUUGCUAAGAUAGCAGUAACAGCUGUUAAAAGCUCCAAGAAGGUAUUUGAACCUUCAAGUUUCCAAGAAAUCCAGGGUUUGGAUUCAAAGGAAGCUGAGCCAUGGUUAAAUGCCAUGAAGGCUGAGCUUGAUUCCUUAGAAAGGAACAAAACAUGGGAGCUAGUUCCAGUAGUUCCAGGAAUGAAACUGCUUGGAAGCAAAUGGGUCUUCAAAGCGAAGACAGAUCAAAAUGGCAAGAUAGUCAGACACAAAGCCAGAUUGGUAGCCAGAGGUUUUGCACAGGUACCAGGUGAAGACUAUCACGAGACCUAUUCACCCACAGUGAGAUAUGAAAGCAUUAGGCUUAUGCUCAAGCUAGCUGCAGAGGAAAAUCUACACAUUAGUCACCAUGAUAUUAAUACAGCUUUUCUGUACGGAUCUCUAGAUGAAUCACUUUAUAUGCUUCCACCUGAUGGCGUACAGGUUAAACAGGGAUUUGUUUGUGCUCUGAAGAAAUCCCUUUAUGGUCUCAAACAAAGUGCACGGUGUUGGCACACAAAACUCACUGAAGUAUUGUUUUCUCUAGGUUUUCAGCAAGGAAAGCUGAUCCAUGUGUAUUUGUCAAGAGGAGGGGCAAAAGAAACUGUACUGUUUGUUUUAUGUUGAUGAUUUAUUAUUCUUUUGGAAAGAUGUCGCAAUGUACAAUAACGCCCUAGCUCAACUGAAAGAGCACUUUGACAUGAAAGAUCUUGGUGAGGUAAACAACUACCUAUCUCUGGAAAUAGAGAGAGAUCAAGAUGGUAACAUUCUAGUACACCAGUCACGGAAAAUUGCUGAUGUGUUAAGCAAACUAAAUCUGAUGGAUGCUAACCCUGUAGACACACCGAUGACAACAGGUUAUCAGGUAGAUGACACUGAAGAAGCAUUUUCUGACACUACACUGUACAGGAGUGUGCUAGGCAAGCUAAACUUCAUUGCCAGAUGUUCAAGACCAGACAUUGCUGUUAGCUGUAAUUUGCUAAGCAGACAAGUCAACAAUCCUAGUGUCAAGGAUUGGAAAGCUCUGAAACGCAUAGCGCGGUAUUUGAAAGGCACUAUGCAUUACAGACUGAGAUUUAACAAUCAGAAGUCUGGUGGUCUUGAGAUAUUUGCAGAUGCAAGUUUUGGAAGUGACACUACAGACAGGAAAAGUACGUCUGGAGUUUGCUAUAUGUACAAUCAGAGUCUGUUUGAUUGGUCAUGCAAGAAGCAAACAACAGUUAGCUUAAGUACUUGUGAAGCCGAACUGAAUGCACUGUCUUAUUCACUUAAGGAUUGUGAAUGGUUAGUACAAUUGUGCAAAGAUAUGAAAAUUCCUGUCAAAUGUCCAAUCCAGGUUUACCAGGACAACAAAGCAUGUUUGGCUUUGCUGAAGUCUGAAGGUUGUAAGCAAAGCACAAAGCACUUGCAAUUAAAGUUGCAGCAUGCUAGGGAAUGUAUUCAGAAGGGACUCGUAACGGUGUCCUAUAUGCCAGGUAAUGAAAUUCCUGCUGAUGUAUUGUCCAAGAUUGUAUCGAGGGAUCAACACUGUACCUAUGUGCAGAAGUUGGGUUUGUACUGAUACUGUACGAACACGCUGCCCAGUGAUGUUCACAGACAGGGGGAGGAUGUUGGUUUCUGCUUUCCUUCACUGUGCAGCAACUGCUGUCAUGAGACAGGUGUUUACAUUCCACAGUCUGUACUGUUGGAGUUUCUCACGGGAAAGGGAGACUGGAUGUGACGUACACUGGUUUCCUGUUUUUCACUCUGUGUGAUUCUCUCCAAGCUGUUGAGAAGAGAGAAUGCAUUUUUCUGCUCCUGCAGAGGCAAGAUGUCUUUCUGUAAUAUACCAGCUUUGAACUGUAAAUAAAGCAAUAAAGGGUAUGUACCACAUUUUCCUCAUCCUUCCGCUGGGCACGACAGACUCUGCUUAAAUCAAUCAAUCAAUCAAUCAAAUCAAUAAAUCAAUGCGCUCUAUGUGGGGCUACCUUUGAAGGUGACCCGGAAACUACAACUAAUCAAAAAUGUGGCAGCUAGACUGGUGACUGGGAGUGGCCGCCGAGACCAUAUAACACCGGUCUUGAAAGACCUACACUGGCUCCCAGAACGUUUCUGAGCACAAUUCAAAGUGUUUCUGCUGACCUUGAAAGCCCUAAAUGGCCUCGGUCCAGUAUACAUGAAGGAGCGUCUCCACCUCCAUCGUUCUUCCCAGACACUGAGAUCCAGUGCUGAGGGCCUUCUGGCGGUUCCCUCGCUGCGAGAAGCCAAGUUACAGGGAACCAGGCAGAGGGCCUUCUCAGUAGUGGCACCCGACCUGUGGAACGGCCUCCCACCAGAUGUCAAAGAGAAAAAUAACUACCAAACUUUUAGAAGACAUCUAAAGGCAGCCCUGUUUAGGGACACUUUUAAUGUUUAAGAGAUUAUUGUAUUUUAGAGUUUUUUGGAAGCCGCCCAGAGUGGCUGGGGAAACCCAACCAGAUGGGCGGGGUAUAAAUUAUAAAUUUAUUAUUAUUAUUAUUAUUUAAUAAUAUUAUUAACAGGAAGGAAAGAACACAGCAUUGUGUAGCAGAUCAUAUUUCUGCUGUCUCAGAGGAGGACCUUUCCCUUUUUCUUUUAGGGUCCAGUGUGCUUUGAAGAUGUCGCUGUUUGUUUCACGGACGAGGAGUGGGCGUUGCUGGAUCCUGACCAGAGAGCUCUGCAUAAGAACGUCAUGGAGGAGAAUUGUGGGAUAUUGGCCUCUCUUGGUAAGGCUCCCUGUGGGAUCGUCAUAUCUGUGAGGAGAACCUGAGCUUACAGGGUUAAACAGCUCAGAGUGUACGCUCUGCCUACUAGUGGGAGGGGGGAAAAGCUACGUCAGUUCCGAGAAACUCAAGUCUUUGUUCUGUCUCUCUACUUUCGCUUUUGAGGAGAGAGGACGUGUUUUCACGAUGCUGUUCGCUGUGAUAGAUAAUGGAUAGCCUGCUGUAAAUAAAGCUGCUUUUAGCUGCUAAGAUCCUGUGUGGACUUUAUUUAAGCACACUGAAGAAUGCACUGGAGUGUUUUGCAGCUUCCUCUAGCCGCUGUUGAUCUCAACUCUGCUAUGCUCAGAAGUAUCGGACAUUGGAAUGCAGAGGCCCGCGAUGGGGAAGCGUGCCGGACCUCAGGCUUAUCUGAGCAAUAAAUCAAUUUAUCUAAGAAUAUCUGCCUGGAAAUUCAAAAAAUAUGUCUAUGGACCAACCUCAUAUAUUUUCACAGAGCUCAAUAGUGGCCCCUAUAACACCUGGGAACCUAACACCCCCACAAUAAAAAGUAACUUACAGUUUUUUCUUUGAACAAUCUUCCUCAAAUUAUUCCUUUUUCUACCACGAUUGGGCUGGUGUGAACUUCCCAGGCCAUCUUCAGUGUCAGCUUCAACCUUCCACAAUUUUGACCACUACUAUAUAUCAGGCAAAACAACAUUCAACAACUCUUCAGAAUCUAAUAAUAAAUAUGUUGGUAAAAUGACAAACAACACAGGUAAUGAACACACACCCAACUCGUUUCAUUUCUUCUCCAUUUGUUCCUGAGGCUCUAAUCCCUUUUUGUCUCCAUUGCAGAUUCUGAUGAAUUGGAAAUUGAGAGCAAAGGUGACCACGAUAAAAUCCCCAGGGAGGAGAAGCCACGUAAAAAUUUGGAGUGUGGAGAAAGCUGCAGUCAGAGCUCCCAUUCCACUUCCCAUCAACAAAAUCUCAUUGGAAAGAAACUCUAUCAGUGCAUGGAAUGUGGAAAAAGCUUCAGGAAGAGCUCUGAUCUCACUUCCCAUCAAAGAAUUCAUACAGGGGAGAAACCCUAUAAGUGCGUGGAAUGUGGAAAGAGCUUCAGGAAUAGCUCCCAUCUCACUUCCCAUCAAAGAAUUCAUACAGGGGAAAAACCCUAUCAGUGUGUGGAAUGUGGAAAGAGCUUCACAGAUAGUUCCUCUCUCAUUUCCCAUCAAAGAAUUCAUACAGGGGAGAAACCCUAUCAGUGUGUGGAAUGUGGAAAGAGCUUCAGUCAGAGCUCCUCUCUCACUUUCCAUCAAAGAAUUCAUACAGGGGAGAAACCAUAUCAGUGCGUGGAAUGUGGAAAGAACUUCAGGAAGAGUUCCAAUCUCACUAAGCAUCAGAGAAUUCAUACAGGGGAGAAACCCUAUCAGUGUGUCAAAUGUGGAAAGAGCUUCACUGAAAGCUCCUCUCUUACUUCCCAUCAAAGAAUUCAUACAGGGGAGAAACCCUAUCAGUGCGUGGAAUGUGGAAAGAGCUUCACUCACAACCACAGUCUCACUUUCCAUCAAACAAUUCAUACAGGGGAGAAACCCUAUCAGUGCGUGGAAUGUGGAAAGAGCUUCAGGAAGAGCUCCUCUCUUACUUCCCAUCAAAGAAUUCAUACAGGGGAGAAACCCUAUCAGUGUGUGGGAUGUGGAAAGAGCUUCACUCACAGCCACAGUCUCACUUUCCAUCAAACAAUUCAUACAGGGGAGAAACCCUAUCAGUGCGUGGAAUGUGGAAAGAACUUCAGGAAGAGCUCCUCCCUUACUUCCCAUCAAAGAAUUCAUACAGGGGAGAAACCCUAUCAGUGUGUGGAAUGUGGAAAGAGCUUCACAUGUAGCUCUUCUCUCACUUCCCAUCACAGAAUUCAUACAGGGGAGAAACCCUAUCAGUGCGUGGAAUGUGGAAAGAGCUUCAGUCAGAGCCAAAAUCUCACUUCCCAUCAAAGAAUUCAUACAGGGGAGAAACCCUAUCAGUGUCUGGAAUGUGGAAAGAGCUUCAGUCAGAGGGCCAAUCUUACUUCCCAUCAAAGAAUCCAUACAAUGGUCGAAAAAACCAUUAUACAGCUUUAGGAACCAGGCAGACGCACCUUUUUAACCAGGCUUUUGGCUGAUUGACAUCUAAUGCCCUUUUAAUAUGUGGUGUGCUUUUUUAUGUUUUUUGUUGUUGGAACCAUCCUGAGACCUGUGGGUGUAGGGAAUAGGCGCCAACUCUUAAAGGCCUAGGGUUCUUUGCCCCACCCCCAAUAAAAUAUUUAAGGAUGCCACCCCCCAGUUUUUGGUGUGUUUUUUUCAAACACAACCUUUUAUUCUUCUGCAACUUGCCAUACAAUUUCUCUUUCAAUUUGCCCUCUUAAAAAAUAAACGCACAAAGGUCAUGAGGAAAACAAAAUACAAGAAGAUACAAACAUGGACAGGUCCCAUCUUUGCGGGCAAAAUGGAAAAGUUGCUUUGAAGGAGGAUUUCCCAAACUUGGGUCCCCAGCAGCUCCUGGACUACAGUUCCCAUCAUCCCUUCCCACUGGUCCUGCUAGCUAGGGAUGAUGGGAGUUGUAGUCUAAAAACAGCUGGAGACCCAAGUUUGCUUUAAAGGGAAAGUAGGCUGGCCUUGUGACACCCUCUGCUGGCCAAAAGCACUGCCCCAGAAUGUGAACCACCCCCAGUACUGCUAAUUGGAAUUUAUAGAGCACAAAACUGAAGUUUGAUCGGCACUUCAACCACUAGGGAGCUUCUAGGGAGCUUCUAGGAGAUGGAAUGCUAGAAGUGUUCUCCGGGGCAAGGGGAGCUGCUGAGAAAUUGAACUACGGGCGCAAAAUAUUACUUUUUUAAAAAGUUGCUGCCAUUAUAGGCAUUGCCAUUCAAAUGGAGUGCAUGCAUCCUGUGAUCGAUAGUGCAAACAGGACUUACCUGACCCCCCAUCAAUAUUUUAUUCAAGUUGACACCACUGGGUCGGGUGGUUUACAGAUUAAAUACAUAAAUCGCCUCCCUUUGCACAUGUCAAUAUCCUCAUUUAUUAUUUUUAAAAUUUAUUCGCCCUUCAUCUGAAGAUUUUACAACAUACAGGAUGAAAGCAUGGCUUUCUCAAAAACAAGUCAAGUCAGAGAAAUCUCUCCUUUUUGGGGGGGGAUAGAGUUACAAACUUUGUUGAUCAAGGGACUGCUGUGGAAAUUGUGCAUCUUGAUUUCAGUGAGGCUUUUGACAGAGUCCUCUGUGAGCUUUAUGUGAGGAAGCUGGUAAAAUGUGGGCUGAAUGAGAUAUAUGUCUUAGGACAUCAAACUGGGAAAGAGGAUUUUAAACUGACUGCAGAAGUUUUAUGCCCUUGGGAAUUUGGUCUCUUAAAUCUACCCCUUCGCCUUCCGUUUCCGUGCACUGCUCUGGUUCGCCAGAAGCAGCUUAGUCAUGCUGGCCACAUGACCCGGAAGCUGUACGCCGGCUCCCUCGGCCAAUAAAGUGAGAUGAGCGCCACAACCCCAGAGUCGGCCACUACUGGGCCUAAUGGUCAGCGGUCCCUUUACCUUUACCUAUGCAUUAUAGCAGGGACGUCCAACUUCCAAGAUGCUGAGAUCUACUCCCAGUAAUAAAAAACCUGCCAGUCAUCUACCCAUUGUCUUUGGCCAGAGUUGUUGAGCUUUUCUCAGGGAGCAGUGACCAGAGUUGUGGAUCAACCAGUAGAUCGCGAUUGACCUGUUGCAUAUGCCUCCAUUCUAGGAAAUCGCAAAACAACAUCAAACCUUGCGUUACGUGAAAUACAUUCGACAAACACAAGACGUAACCGGCUGUGGAUUCACAUAAACAAUACUCUUCUAUAUAUUCUUAUCACAAUAUCAAAUGUUUAUCUUGCACAUAAACAACACAUAAAGUGCAAUAAUAUAGACGGAAGUCCCAAUAAAUCAGUUCAUUCAU